Rotaria sordida is the source of this 2238-nucleotide messenger RNA. Lineage: Eukaryota; Metazoa; Rotifera; Eurotatoria; Philodinida; Philodinidae. The record is from the annotation of a GenBank genome assembly.
AUGGUUGAUGAAGAGAUUGAAGAGCUCUUUGAACUUACAGGCGAAGAUUUUUAUAAAUAUAUUGAAGUACAAUAUGGAAAAAAUGUUGAAAAAGUUAUUAGAUUUCACGAUAUUGAUAGUUUUUUAAUUUUGGGUAGUGUUAAUCAACAUGAUAUACUCGAUGUAGUUGAACAAUCAAAUAAUGAAAAUUCUUCUGAUCAACUUAUUGCGUUACAAAAGGAAAUCUGCAACACAUUUGAAAACAAAGUAACAAUAAAAAUUGGUACUAAAGGAAAGCUGAUUUUAUUAUUAAAAUCAGCGCAUGAUAUUAUGCGAAAAAGAAAUCAUUUUUUAUCUUUAACACGACAAACUAGAACAAAUAAUCACCGAUCUUUAUCAUCAUCAACAAAUAGUAGUGGAAGUGGUGGUGAUGUCAGUUCAAAAGAUAAUUAUGAAUACAUACAGCAAUGUAUUAUGAAAAUGUUAAUAAAUAUGAAGAAUACUAUUCAUGGUGUUACUCAAGAAAAUAUAUCAGUAAAUGACUUUAAAAUUUUUCUUAAUAAUCUAAAUGAUGAUAAUAUAUCAACUUGUAUCAUACAAUGUGUAUGCGGUGAUCGAAUUAAAUUAUAUUCUAGAUAUGGUCAAUUUCAAAUAUCAAAUUUUUCUAAACAUUUAAAAACUACCAACAAAAAAUCAAUUAUUAUUACGAACAACAAGACUAAAGAAACUGAUACAUCUGAAGGUUCAAAUGAAAUGCUCGUUGGUGAUGAACAGUUAGAAGAUGAAAAUAAAAAUUCUUUUUUGAACAAAAGUCAAAAUAAAUGUAAUAGUAUAAAUACUAGUAAUACUUUGGAUUUAACAUUAGUAACAAGUAAAAAAUCUUAUGAUCAACGUAAAUCAUCUGACAGUGAGUCCGACAAUGAUGAGAAUAGUGACUCAUCAGCUAAACCAACAAAUGAAAAGAAUGAUGGAGGACGUCGGUCUCAUAUUUUGCCAAUAGCAGGUGAAACUCAGAAUUCAAUUUCAUUUAAUCGUCUUUCUCAAUCGAAAAAACAACAAGCAAUUGAAGAUUUUCGAACGUCAAGUUUGCCACCGAAUAUUCAGUCAAUUAAAUCUGUAAAAGACUUGAAUAGAAAGGAUAAUACAUUGUUGGAUGCAAGAAAAUCUAAACGAGUCAAAAAUGAUAAGCAACCUAUAACUGAUCCAUCUGCUAAAGAUAAAAAAGCACCACAAGAACACCACGUUUUAAUUAAUAAAAAUAAUAAAUCAGAUUUUUUAUGUACUGCAUUAAAAACAAUUGAUGUAAAUAAUCACAGAGCACCAAACCAUUAUAGAUAUCCAGAAUCUGUACUAAGAUUUGCAACAGCUCUUUUCAUAUUAGCUGGCAUAUACGUGUACGAAUAUGUUCGUCUUAAUUUUAAAUUUCUUUUACCAACAAUACAAACCAUAAAAAACAAUUGGUUUCAUGAACCUUACUCCGAAGGAAAGUUUCGCUUUGAUGAAACUAAAACUUAUUGUAAUUCGGUUCAAUGCCAAUACAUUUUCGUAUCUGAGGACAGCUCAGCACUUAUCCCCAGAAUAGAAUACGAUGCUAGUUUAGACAUUUUCAAUGGAUUCGAAACACCACUUGCAGGUGGUAUUCCAUGUGAAAAUGCUUUUAGAUGCACAUCAUUUUCACAAUUAAAAUAUUUAUGUGAAACUGUUACUCCCGCUCAUUUGGUCAAUGUUCAUUGUGUACAACCUAUUCCAACUUCAAGUUUUACUUUGAUACCAUCAUCAAUUGUGUUAGGUGCGUACGAGUUAAAACAAUUUGAAGUCUCAAAUAAUCAGCAGAAAAUAAUUUUUCCUAUUCACCACAAAGUUAAACCACUUGUUUUUCAACCAGGUUCAAAGAUUAAUAAUGAUAAUGUUAGUUUUGAUAUAGAUACUCUUGAAAAAAUUAUUCUUCAAGCAUAUCAAGUGGCACAAGAAAUGACAAUUUCUGUAGGAAUGAGUCAUGACUUAGGUAAAAAUAAUCUUUUUAACAUUGAAGAAUCAUCACAAUUAGUCAAACAAUUGUUAAAAUCAAAUAGCUUAUCUGAAUCUGAAGCACUUAUUGUUGAUGAAUCCAGCGAGGACGAUACCGCUGAAGAAGAUGAAGAAUUAGAUGAUGUCAUAUACGAUGAUGAUUUAUCGGAAGAUGAUGCAAGUCCAACAUCUAGCUUCGACAAUUUACAACAUACGCCUUUUUCAGGUAUAUAUCAGACACUUGCACUUUAA